This is a messenger RNA of Drosophila melanogaster (fruit fly), 7072 nucleotides long. RefSeq lists its product as uncharacterized. The transcript is spliced from 15 exons. Lineage: Eukaryota; Metazoa; Arthropoda; Insecta; Diptera; Drosophilidae. The record is from RefSeq and is marked reviewed. The coding region runs from base 90 to 5963 and encodes 1957 amino acids.
GAGCUCCGGCCUUUGAAUUUCUAUCAAGUUAAAACGAAAUUAUAUUUUAUGACAAUAUUUGAGUUUUAGGGGACACGCUACAUGCCAGAAUGUCCGAUUCGGAUACGAAUCCCACGCAGGAGCCGGAUCGGCCAGCACCAAACGUUGGAAAACCCGCCAAGGAGCGCCAAGCAAAACCGCCAGUACGAUAUAGCAAAGCGAAGCGCCAAUUUCAAUGCUGCGUCGCCAAGGAAUACUACAGUGAGUACUCCAACAUGGUGGACACGCUGCACAUAACGCCGCGGAUGAUGAUACACAACAAGUGCUUUAGGGUCAACAGUACCUACGGUCUGACCCUCAAUAUCAAGAACACCGGACUGUUCCCUCGCUUGAUCAAUGUAACCACCGACAGUCCGGAGGACACUUCUAUUUCGAUACCGGAACUGGACCUGCAUCGUUACUUGAACACUGACGAAUCGCUGGAAGUAAAGAUCUGGAUCAGAGCCUCCUCCAAACGGGACAUCAAUCGCAGACGCCACAUCCUGGUCGAGUGCUUCCAUCCGAACAUCAUCUUCCAAGUGCCCAUAGUUGUACUGGACAAGCUGGAAAAUCCCUCGAUUAGCGACACAAUCACCUUUCCCAGCUGCGUGCCCGGCAACAAGACGCACUAUGAGAUGAUCAUCUACAAUCCAACCAAAGAUCUUGUCCGAGUGCGAUACAGAAACACCAAUCGUGGCCUGCAGAUCAGUAAUAACAAGGACAUCCUGCCGCCGAAGGAUUACGGCAAGCUCCUGCUGGUUAUACAGCCGAAAAAACUGAACGUCUACAGGGGUUUCUUCAACAUCAAGUUUGGAGUGUUGCCCCCCAAACCGGUGAUGUUCUUCUUCACGCCCAAGUCCAUGGGUGUACACUUGAGCAUCGGCAGUGUGCUCUUUGGCAUGACCAAGUUUUCACGAGAAGAUGUGCGCACGGUAACCGUGUGCAAUGAGACGCCCCACGAAGUCUUUGUCGCUGGCAAGUUCUACUCCGAGCCGUUGAUGGGUAGCGAUAGCCAGGACAUGGAUGGCACUCUCUCCAACAAACUGAUCGACGAUGCCGUCAGCAUGCACAGCGUCCUGCUGUACGACUUCGAGGAGAACACGAGUGUCCAGAACGUUCAGAUCGAUGCAGAUGCGGCCAAGCACUUCGACUACGAAGUGCCAGCCAGGAUUGGGUCCGCUUCGUCCGCUGAAAUCCGAUUGAUUUUCCGUCCGAACUAUAAUCCCGAAAAUCCAUUUUCGGACGACGUGGAGCCACCGUACUUCCAGCGCACUCGAGCCACCUUUUGCUUCACCGACUCCCAGGAGUGCAUCGAAUCGCACAACGUCAUCCUCUCUGGUUCAAUCGGUGGCGUCGACAUGGAGUUCCAUCCGAAGGUGAUUGACUUCCGGAAGAUCUACCUGGGCGAAGAGCACUGCGCCCAGAUCAAGGUCCUCAAUGUUGAUGAUGUGCCCGCCAAAGUUGUGUACACAGAUUGCUCGGAUCCCGAUGGGUCCGGAAUUCGCAUCACGCCAGCCGAAGGAUUCUUUCUGGAGCCGUGCACACGCGGAAUCUUCAACCUGUCCUUUUACACGCUGCUGCCCUCUCGGUUCACCAACACUUUGCGCUUCAAGGUGCAGAAUGGAGCCCACUACAAGAUCUCACUGAAAGGCGCCGGACAGCCGGUGCAGCUGCGCACUUUCCCCCAGCUGGUGGAGUUCGGAAGCAUUCCGAUUGCGGUGCCCCAGAAGCGGUACAUGCUCCUCAUGAAUCCGCUGGCAGUGCCCAUUACGCUCCAGGUGAAGGCGACGGAAGAUGGCGAGGAAACUCCGCUAGUCCUCAACAUACGCAGCGCCACAGAGAUGCUGCCCGUAACUGUGCGGGAUCCCAUACGGCAUCUGCAGCAGGUGCACGAGGAUCUACAGUGCCAGCAGCUAGAGGAAUCUAAAGAAGUCCACCUCACGAUCACCGAGCCGGAACUGUUGUCUGUGCACUCAGUGAAGUCGACCGAUUCCGUCUAUAGUUCGGAGUUCGAGGAGGAAGUGAUGGAACCCAUUCCGCAAAUGGCCGCCCAUCUGCUGACCAGCCUGAAGAAGCAGAAGAUCUUCGAAAAAUCAGAGACCGAUCGCCGAGUCAUCCAAGAGGCGCUGAUGGGUCUGCUCAACUCCAAGUACUUCUCCGUGUUCACCAAGCACAACAAUUACAUUUUCAUGGACUGGAACGCCGUCCCCAGCGAUCCACGUGAAGUGUUCUGUGACAAUGAGAUAAUCUACCUGCGUCCAAACACCGGGCGCAGCAUCACCAUCCUUUUGGUGCCCAACAAGGUGGGCUACUUCCACCGAUCGCUGUCCGUCCGGAUUUGUCCUGUCGUCGCAAGCCCUUCCUUGGAAUCCAGCGAUGAUCACCCCAUUAUGAAGGCUAUGAUCAAGUCGGAGUUCCUCUGCUCGAAGCUCUGGUUUGAGUACAACUGCGUUGUGCCCGAUAUAGUUUGGUCCAACAUGGUUGACCUCUCCAGUCGCAUCAUAUACGCUGGCGAGGACUACGACUUUGAGAUGAACUUCACCAACCGAUCAACCAUAGGGGCCUUUCUUCACUUUGAUGUGGUUCCCAACGACAUGACUUUUCGCGACGGCAUUUGGAAGUUCUUCAUCGACGGCGAAUCGGAAGUCACUGCCAAGUGCGCGGUCACCUUCCGCUCGUUGGGCAGCACCAGGCUAUCGGGUCUGGUCAGUGUGGUGGGCGCCAAACGACCAUACGCCUUCCACCUGUUCGCCAACGUUUUGCCUUCCGAGAUUCGGAUUACACCGAUGUACGUGCACCAGCGCCUACAGGUCUACGAGAAAAGUGUGGUCCACUUCUAUAUCGACAACUACACUCCCACGCUCACGAAGCUCAGCAUGCGGCUGAAAGAUAUAGAAUUCCAGUAUCUGACGUCGAGGGGAGGAGCCCUGGCUUCCACGGGACAGAGCAUGUACACCACCCUGGUGUCGGUGUUCACCGAUCCCGAUUUGUACCAGAACACUCUGUACAUCGACCUUCAGUUCGAUAAUGUGAUGAUGCUGCCCAUCACCUUUCUGGUGGAGGGGGUGCCCCUCUACUUUGAGCCCGAUAUCCGCAAGGGAUUCGAUGCGGGAUUGCUGUACACCGAUACUAAGGAGCAGUUCCAGGAGAGCAUUUACCACCACCGCUUUCCAGUACGAGUGAUCAACAAGGGUCGUCGCGCUUAUCGCGUCCUGAUAAUCCGACUAAAUUCCUAUGGACCGGAGGCCAAUGUGACAUCGGGCUGUGCCACCAACGCCCUAACAUCCCGAUUCGACAUGGAACCGAAGAACAUCUACUUGUCGCCCAGUUGCGAGAGUCAACUGGACAUCCUGGCCAGCUCGUAUGUGGAGGGACACGCCACCGGCGACUUCCUGCUGCAGGUCAUCGACCAAAAGUACCCGCAACGCAAGCACAUCAUAAGGAUUAGGACUUCCGCCGACUUUGUGGACUGUCAACUGCAUUGGAUCCCAAAGCAGCUAAACUUUAACUACAAGCGCUGUGAGCCACUGAAGGAACGAUCCUAUGUGGAGACGCCAGUACUGUUUAAUCCCUGUUCGUUGCCAAUCGCUGAGGUCACACUCCAGGUGACCGGUCCAUUCAGAAUUAAGGAGUUCUACGAAGACACCUACGAAAAAGAGAUUAGGAUUAGCAUGAAUGACUUGGAGCGUAAGGAGAUCUUUGUGAUUCUCAACAGAGGUGGCCUGAAGAACCAAUAUUGCCGCCAAAUCGAAGGAAGGAUCAUGGUUAUGGCGCUGGGAAAGCAGCUCAAAUCCCUUCCCCUACGGCUGGCCAUAAUGGUGCCGGAUGUGGUGAUCCUGCAACCCGAUCUCGUCCUCUUCGAUCGCGGCGAGGCCUACGACAGCAUCAUCAAUCUGGUCAACCAAGGCUGUAUGCCAGCCGAGUUCAAGUGGAAGAGGCUGGAGACCACCGAGGUGUACAUAGGCGACGAGGAUGACCCGAAUGGCAUAGCUGGUGAAAUUCUCUCCGAGAUUCUGCGGAUGCUGGAGUACGACUUCAGCUGCGAGGACCAGCCAAAUAUGACAAAGAGAUACCAGGAGUGUCGCUGCCAGUUUCGUCGAUUUGAGGAGGAGGGCGAUUUUAUUCUGGAUCUCCUGGACGACGUCAUCAACGAUAUGGACUUGAGGCACAAGCCAUUGCUAUUCCCGCCAAAGGAUCCCACCGACGACCUGGAGGACAGCGAUCAGAGCUCGACAAGUGUGGUGCGGGAAACCAUAUCGGACAUUCUUAAUCGCUUGCACAUCGAUUCCAGCGAUCAGUGGUCGGAGCCUUCUUCGGAGUAUUGCUUCUCGAGUCGCUUCAUCUAUUUCUACGAGAAGAGAGGCGUUGUCGAUCACAUGGAUUUGGAGUGCAAGCUCCAUCUGCCGCACAUCCGGCGGAACCACGAGAUGCGGGCCGUCUUUGAGUUGGUCAUCCUGGGCGGACGUACUCAGCGAUUCACCGUUACACUGGUCAAUCUGCCGCAGAAGAUAAAGUUCCACAAGGAGAGCAUCUACAUGGGCAUUAAGCCCUGGUACGAGACCUUCGAUACCACGCUGCGUGUCAACAACUUGAGCAGGUAUCCGCUCCAGUUGGUUGUCGUCGAGGUGAAGGCCCCGGGCAGCAAGGAGCAGGCCCGCGAGAAGCGUCUGGUGGACGGGUACUGCAAGCUGGUGACCAGUGAUAUUAUGCAGCUGGAGCCACUCGGAGCGAAUCAGAUACGUGUGAAGGGCAUUCUCGGUUUCAGCGAGAGCUUCCGCCAUUCCUUCGGAGCGAUGAUCAACAACAGCGACUCCAGCUACUUUCAUCUGAGGGGGCAGGGCGUUAUGCCCAUGCUGGAAAUGGCUUCUCCACUGCCUUCUGCGCCUAUGGAUCCCUUGGAGGUGGAGGAGGAGUACCGGAUGCUGCAAAAGAUUUAUCACUACGAGAUAUUUCGCUCCAUCACGGAGGUCGAUGAAGAGCCGAAACGCGCGGAUGGCGAGGAGGAGAACCAAGUGGAGGAAAAACCAUCCAUCACCGAGGAUUUCUCUUUGCUCUCCGCCAGCGAGUCCGAAAUGUCCUCCGAGCGGAAGGAAGCGCACGAUUUUCAACUCUUCCGCAUGGUCCACACCUACGUGAUGGUGAACAACAACCAGGAGCUGCCCCAUGCCACCGUCCUGAGGCAACUGAUCCUGGCGGAGCGGUACCUAAAGCGACUCCGCUCAAAUCAGGAGUUGUACAAGCUGCACCAGCAGGUCCAUCAAACCUACCAAAAGAUGCACAAUUCACCGGGACUCAAACAGUCGGCUAUGGUGAAGCACUUCACCGUCCAACCCAUUCCGUGCGAGCAGCACGGUUACGUCCUUGACCUGGGUUCCAUGGCCAGGAACUCCGUGCGGCGCUUCCAGCUAAAGCUGCACUUCUUCGGACCCGGCAAACUCAUUGCAGCAGCACGCACGGCCGUCAGGAUUCCGGGCUUAUAUGUGGACUUCAAUGUCACGGAUGCCAAGCACUCCGACAAAAAGUUCUCCUUCUGGGCUGAGAAGUGCACGGCACUGGAGUAUUUUAAGAAAAAGUACAGGAAUAUGAUGGAGCGACUGAUGGACGCGGAGCAGGAUCCCAAGGUGAAGCACGCCCACUCCUUUGACCUGGACACUAUGGUCCAGCACCAGCGGGAUCUGGCGCCCAAGGACCGACGCCUAAUCGAGGAAUACUACAACAGCCUGAACCGUUCCGUUUAUCCAGACCACAAGCACCACUUCACGCUGGCCAAGAUCUUCUCAGGCUGCUUGUCCAACUAUUCCGGAGUGGACGUGACCAUGGUUGGGCUCUUUAAGCCGGAGUCGCGGUUCUACAAGAAGGAUCAGCACGUGGAGGACUACCUCUUCAUCGAUUUGCACAUGGGACCGACUCUUCCCAUCCUACUGAAGGCCGUGCUCGUAUCCUAGUGAAGUCCUUAAGAUUUGUAUGCAUUUAUUGUGGGUUUCAUUCCAUUCGGAGUGUAUGGGGGCUUCUUAGUCUUAUGUGCAGUAAUAAAGCUUAUACUCCAAAGUCCUCAGCAGUACAUGUUGAGCUGGCGGAAGAAGUAGUGGAAAAUGAGCAGAACGCAGAAGGAGCUGGUCACGGGCAGACCAGCCGCCUUGAUCCAUCCGAGGAUGUUGAAGUCGUCCGGGUAGAACUCGAACUGCUCCGUGGGUAUCUCGCCGCAGUUGGAGAUCACCACGGGUUCCACGGGGAAGUCAUCCGUAUCGGUUUUUACCUGGAACGAAAAAUGUGUCAGAAAAAGUUUCUUACAUUUCUGUGUGGUGGCUAUGCGUUUAAGCCACGAUUGUGGUUCCGGUUUGCUUGAAUACUCACAUCCUCAAUGGCAUAGAUGGUGUCCAUUCCCUCCAGCACCUUGCCGAAAACGGUGUGCUUUCCGUCCAGCCACUUGGCGCCCACGGUGGUCACAUAAAACUGGCAGCCAUUGGUGUCCGGGCCCCGAUUGGCCAUGCCCAAGUAACCGGGUCUGUUGUGCUCCACCGCCAGAGCCUUAUCCUCGUCCGGAAAGUAGUCCCCAUAGAUGCUAAUGGAGCCAGUUCCGUCGCCGUUCACAAUGUCGCCGCCUUGGACGAGAAAGCGGUCCACCACGCGAUGGAAUCGCGAGCCCACGUAGCUGGUCCCGUUGAUGCCGCGCAAGCAAAUGUGCCGGAAGUUGGCCACCGUCUUGGGAGCCAGCUUCCCGAACAGUCCAAACGUGAUCCUGCCCACCGGCUUCUUGUUGUGCUUCACAUCCAUGUAGAUCCGAGACGUGACCGUGAAGCUCAGACCACUGGCCACGGCCAGAAAGGCGCUGCACAGGAUUAUCCGAUUGAGCAAUGACUUCAUGAUUUUACGGACCUAACGCGCUGAUGAAAUACACGUAACUGAAACGAAGACUGGACUGUGGAAACUAUACGAGUAGAAAGUCAAUUCUGGGUCGCGGGCCUGGAAACGGAAGCCACAAAAGUUUCAGGUUAAGUGCAAGCACCGCAUGAUGAUGGCAUACCCUCUGCAGACAUCGAUUUCAGCACCCGGC